AUGAAGGAGCAGCAGCUUACGGUGGCCCUUCGCAUCCGUCCCAUCAAUGAAGCAGAAGUAGAGGAGGGAGCUGCCCUCAUUGCCCGCAGAGUGGGUGAGCAGAGGGUGGUCCUGAUGGAUCCAAGUGAAGAUCCAGAUGACAUCUUGCGAGCUAACAGAUCCCGAGAAAAAACAUUUGUAUUUGACAUGGUUUUUGAUCAGAGAGCGACCCAGGAGGAAGUGUAUGUGUCUACGACCAAAAACCUGAUAGGAGGAGUAAUCUCUGGCUACAAUGCAACCAUUUUUGCCUAUGGUCCAACAGGAGCAGGAAAAACAUACACGAUGCUAGGGACGGACAGUGAACCAGGGAUUUACAUCCGCACUCUUGAUGAUCUCUUCAAGGCCCUUGAAGCUACCACUGAGGAGAUGGAUUACAGAGUCUCUAUGUCCUACCUGGAGAUCUAUAAUGAAGUGAUCCGUGACCUCCUGAACCCAUCCUUGGGGUUCUUAGACCUAAGAGAGGACCCCAGAGGCAGCAUCCAGAUAGCAGGAAUUACAGAAGUCUCCACUACAAAUGCUCAGGAGAUCAUGCAGCUGUUAACGAAAGGAAACAAGGAACGCACUCAGGAACCCACUGCUGCCAACAAGACGUCCUCCCGCUCGCACGCAGUGCUGCAGGUGACAGUGACACAGAAAAGCCGAAGGAAGGUGAUGGGUGAGGAAGUACGAAUUGGAAAGCUCUUCAUGGUCGACUUGGCAGGGUCAGAGAGAGCAGCCCAGACUCAGAACCGGGGCCAGAGGAUGAAGGAAGGAGCCCACAUCAACCGCUCGCUGCUGGCUUUGGGCAACUGCAUCAACGCUUUGAGCGAGAAGGGCGGGAGCCGGGCCCAGUUUGUGAACUUCCGAGACAGCAAACUCACGCGUCUGCUGAAGGACUCAUUAGGGGGCAACAGCAGGACAGUGAUGAUUGCACAUAUCAGCCCAGCCAGUACCUCCUUUGAAGAAUCUCGAAUGACCUUGAUCUAUGCCUGUCGAGCAAAAAACAUCAAGACACAGGUAAAAUGUAACCUGCAGAACGUUUCCUGCCACAUUGACCAAUACACCAGCAUCAUCACAGACCUCCGAAGGGAGACUGAGCGCCUGAAGGAGAGAGUAAAGAACCAGGAGAAGGAGAAAAGUGCAGUCAGCACCAACCUCAGGGAUCUGCAAGCAGAGAGGCACCAAGGCUCUGAGGUACACAGUGGCCAAGUAAUGAACACCUUGCGGGCACAGCUGAUGGAGGCUUUCAGGGAGCAAAUGGAGAUGCAUCGCAGCCUGAUGGAGCUGGAAAACACCAACAUUGAGCUGCAGGUUGAUACCUGCAGGCACCUCCUAACAAUCACUGACUGGGAACGAGAGAAGGCUCAGGGUGCAUCCAAGCAUGGCAAGCCAGCAAAGGAGGAGAACAAUGAAAACACAGAGGAGGAAAACAGGGAAGCGGAUAUCAAAGAUUCACCUGAACCUCAUGAAGUUACAGUAGCAAGAGAAGAGAUCAACCUGCUGCUGGCAGAGCAGCGCAGGACAGCAGCUCUGAAGACAGAGCUGGAGCAGCAUUUAGCAAAUGCCAAGGAAAAAGCUUCCCAGAUGGAGGAGUUUUUCCCCAGACAAAUCACCAGUGAGGAUCAGCAGGAGGUGCUCAGGCUCCUCUGCAGAGCCCAUGAGCUUGAGCUUGGCAACACUGAGCUGCAGGCAAAUACACUGUACAAGGAGAAUCUAUUGUGCCAGAAUGAUUUUGUGAUCCAGCAACUGCAGCAGCAUAUGCUACUCUGUGAAGAAAUUAUUCAGCAGCAGCAGACGCUGAUAAAAGGAGAGGAGCAAAUAGCAGGUGGCUGGAACUGUGAAAAUUUGCACAUGAGGUAUCAAGAGCCCCACAACAGUCCUCCUCUGGAUGUAAGUCAGCAUCUGGCUCUAAAGAUAGAUGAGAUCAGAAAGGGACUACCUGGGAACAUGAAGGAUCUUCUUUGGGGAGUGAAGUUUGAUGUUCCCUCCAUCGUCCUUGAGUCAGACAGUCUGGAGACCUUGAAGGAAAUUGCUGCCAACACCAAAAGCAUCUCCCUCAUUGCAGCCAGUCGCCUUUCCAGAGCCCAACACAGAGACCUUGGGAGCCAUGUCUCCUCAGCCUGCUUCUCUGAGGAGGAUACACUUGAGCUGAAGUAUCUAGAAGCCAUUUCCACCCCAGAUUAUCAGACGAGAGAUAGUGCAAGUGUUGGGAGUUUGCUGUUGGAGCCUACAGCUGGGAGCCAGGUGUGCUCCCCAACCAGGGGAGUGCUGAAGAACAGGAGAGACCAGGAGAUAUCUGCUGAGAGGACAGCCAGGAAGAAAAGAUCACACUCUCUUGAACCAAACUUCCACAGG
Molecule: messenger RNA, 2373 nt
Organism: Antrostomus carolinensis (chuck-will's-widow)
Lineage: Eukaryota; Metazoa; Chordata; Aves; Caprimulgiformes; Caprimulgidae
Gene: KIF19
Product: kinesin family member 19
Exons: 16
Biological process (GO): microtubule-based movement
Molecular function (GO): microtubule binding; ATP binding; microtubule motor activity
Source: RefSeq, a predicted model, not a curated record